CCCCGGAUAGCUAUCUUCUAUAGAUAGGUAGAUACCUUAGAUAUUCGUCGUUUCUGAUGUCGGAGAUGCCUUGGUAAAAGGGCUAUAUAUGUCGAGUAUUCCGAUCGACAUCCCUUCCUCAUCCCCUCCUAACUUCCGGCAACGCGAAUAUAAUACUUAACCUAUCCUUAUAGUAUAACUGUCCUUAUAGUAUAACUAUCCUUAUAGUAUAUCUAUAAGCCAAACGACUCUCGACAACCUCCGAAGUAAAUCUCGCAUCUGGCUAGUUAGGGGUCAGGUGUUGAUCAUCCUACCUAGUACCUCAGACAAACCUAUCCGACGAAUAAGGUGCACCGGCUUCUCAUUGCUCGACAAGUUUCACGUUAUGGAUUCUAGUAGCUCGGCCGUUGCGGCCGAUGGGUCGCUGCAUAAGGUUAUUACGACGCGCCAGUUCGUCUUGAUGGCUCUUAGUAGUUCGAUCGGCGCUGGCGUCUUGCUAGCAACUUACUCUAGCCUAGCGGUGGGCGGUCCUGGAUCACUUCUCAUAUCCUUUAUUAUUCUCGGAUUCGCCGUGUGGAUCACGAUGUGUGCCCUAGGCGAACUCUCGGUUGCGUUCCCGGUUAAUGGCUCUUUUUACGAAUACUCUGUUCGCUUCAUAUCGCCGGCUUGGGGUUUCGCGAUGGGAUGGAACUACGUGAUCAAUUUUCUCUUCAUCGUCGUUUUCGAGCUAGUAGUAAUGCUACUCUGUGUGAGAUAUUGGGAUACGACCACGCCGGCGUACUGCUUCCUGCUCCCGUUUAUUGGUGGGCUGAUCCUCGUCAACGCAUUCGGAGCGAAAUGGUAUGCGGAGGCGGAGAAUGUCUUUGCCGUCUGCAAGAUGGCCGUUCUCUCGACCUUCAUCAUUGUUGCCAUACUCAUCGUUAGCAAAGCUAUACCGGCAGACACCCGGCCGGCCGAAGAGCUGGGGUUUAAUCUGUGGAAGCAUGACGCAUUCAAAAACGGCCCCGGCGGGUUUCUGUAUGUUUUUAUGGCUGCAGGUAUGGCGUAUGGUGGGACGGAAAUGCUUGGGAUAACCGCGGCGGAAUGCGAAAGACCCCAGAAAGUGAUGCGUCUCGCAUGCACAAUCGUGCCGGUGCGGAUCGUGUGGUUGUACUUGUUACCAAUCUUCAUGCUCGGCCUGGUGCUUGAGAUCCCCUUAAACGAACACACCCAAUCAGGCGGAAUCAGCCCAUUCGUUGCUGCGCUGGACCAAGCCAGAUUACCGGUACUUGCAGGCGUCCUCAACGGCAUCAUCAUCGUGGCCGUGUUUUCGAUGGCGAACGCAAGCGUCUUUGCUUCAUCAAGGGCCCUUCAAGCUAUUUCUGCUCGGGGAAUGGGACCCGCGAUCUUGGCAAAGAUUAAAUGGGGUCACCCAAUCUGGGCAUUGGUAGUAGCUCUUUUCAUCUCCUUCCUUUCGCUCGUUAAGAUGGCCAGGAACGGUGAUAAGGUUUUCGACUGGCUAUUGGCACUGGCGGCUGGAUCUAACUACUUCACCUGGAUUUCUAUCUGCGUUUGCCACAUCCGACUCCGGCUCGCUAUACGUAGGAGAGGAUUGCAGGAAGACGACAUAUUGAGAUGGAAGUCCCCUCCUGGAAUAGUGGGAAGCGCCAUGGCAAUAUUUAUCUUCGCGUUCGGUCUCGUUGCACAAAUCGUAGCGGCGAUACGUAGCCCGCUUCCGAAACCGCCACAUAUCCUCGCAAGCUUGCUAGGUAUCAUUGUUGUCUUCAUCUUCUGGUUAGGAUAUAUGGUAGUCAAGCGUAGCGUGCUUCUUAUUCCCCUCGAUCAGAUAGACCUGAAGAUCAAGGCAGAGGAAGGAGGAUCGGUUGCGAACCUGCACGAUGUUGAGAGCGGUGCUGAGAGCAUUGGUGCUAGUAGUACCGGUGAGAUGGUGAAUGCCCACGGGUAGAAGGAUUAGCUCACUCAUUUCAUUUUUACAAACCCACCUGUUUAAAUUUUUUACAAAGAAAAAAAAAGGGAGUAACUAAACCUCAUUUUCUUAUGAA
Molecule: messenger RNA, 2021 nt
Organism: Annulohypoxylon maeteangense
Lineage: Eukaryota; Fungi; Ascomycota; Sordariomycetes; Xylariales; Hypoxylaceae
Product: amino acid permease/ SLC12A domain-containing protein
Exons: 1
Coding region: 365-1924 (519 amino acids)
Biological process (GO): amino acid transmembrane transport
Cellular component (GO): membrane
Molecular function (GO): amino acid transmembrane transporter activity
Source: RefSeq, a predicted model, not a curated record